ACUGCAUGCAGAGACGCCUCCAGCUCGCUUGCAUGACUUCACCGCCCAAUUAGCCCAACGCCUUCCGCCUCACCUGCGCCCGCCCUAGCUUCCACGCAAGCACCGGACCCUAGAACGAAGUGAAUCUGAGACGACGGUACGGCAGGGAAUAGAAGGAGAAGUACAGUGCAGUACAGACAAACCGGCAUGGGCUCGAACCCACCUCACGCCACCUAUGGCAGCUACCAUCACCUUCCCUCCUACAACCAACAAGGGCCUUACCUCCAUGGCUCUGCUCCCUCUGCCGCCGCUCGUCCUAUAGACUCGGCCAUGGACAAUCCUCCCUCUCACGUCGGCGUGUCAGAUCCCAGCUUCGACAUCCUCGACUGGCAUCCUGCCUUCCUGUCCUGCCAGCGCUACUUUCUCGAUCAUGCGCAAUUCGAGCCGGGCACGCAAGCAGUCUGCGCUCUCAUCAAUAUCCGCCUUCCGUUCCAAUGGCUCGCCACGCCCGUCACCUCGUCCACCCCGCCAGCGCAUGGUGCUUCAAACCAACACACAUUCAGUUUCAAUGCCUACUCCCGUGGCGGCAGUAAUGUCAACAGUCCCCGCUCACGCGAACAAUCACGCGACCACGCUGGCGGCGGUGGUGGUGGUAGCAGCAAUCAUAGCAAUGCAACGCAACUCCACGUCUCGCCCGUCCCUUACAUUCGUCGCCUCGUCGUGACGGGCUUCGACAAGGCCGCAAUUCUGCAUGGUUUCUUUGGCGACGAUUAUCAACGCGGCAUCCUACCUCACGUGGAAUGUGAAAGGAGGAACUAUCUCUUCGCUGCAAAACAUGGUGGCUGGAGAAGUUGCAAGAAACAGUAUGAUGUGGGCUCAGGCUAUGGGGAGGAUGAGACGGUGCCUUUUAUGAAACCUUUGGACGAGGCGACGGCGCAAGAAUUGGCAGCUGCCGAGAAGCAGUGGAGUAAAUGGUUGGCUAUGGAAGACUGGAUGGUCGGGCCACGCGCGCCUGGUGGAGAAGAGGGGAGGUCUUUCGAGGAGCAGGAGAGGAGCUUUGCAGGAAGUCGAGGUCGAGACAGUACAAGUGGACUUCCCAAUGGUGUUGCAGACGUUCCUCCGGACGGCAUGCAUGAGCGCUAUCGUUUGAGGUAGGAAAGCGGACGUGACCCUCAGGCUGCAUAUUCAAGGAGAUCUAGGUCUCCGCGGCGGGGGUCACAGGAGGCGGCCAGGAUGAGUGCGCUGUCGACUUGGAGUAGGAGGGAGAGGAAUGAACAAGGUAUGCCGGCAGCAAAUGUAGGUGCCUGGAAGCCUGGAGAAGGAGGGUGAUCCUCAUCACCAUAUCGGUGCGAGAGGCGCAGGAUUCAGUUGGUGAGGUCUGGAUAGCUCGUCCCCCAUCCUCCGGUGUGGGGGACGAGAACAUGUCCCAGGCGCGCGAGACUCAGAACGCGAUGAGCUCGAAUGGCUUGGGUGCUUUUCGUGUCUUGUAGGAUAUCAUGACACCUAAUUGGACGGUACUAACAGGACAUACUUAUGUAACAUGAUAAUGAGCUAACUUAUUCUACC
Messenger RNA from Sphaerulina musiva SO2202, 1545 nucleotides. RefSeq lists its product as uncharacterized. The transcript has 2 exons. The record is from RefSeq and is a predicted model, not a curated record. Lineage: Eukaryota; Fungi; Ascomycota; Dothideomycetes; Mycosphaerellales; Mycosphaerellaceae. The coding region runs from base 187 to 1134 and encodes 315 amino acids.